AUGGUAUACACUUCAACAUACAGACAUACUAUUGUCGUUGACCUUUUAGAAUAUUUUGGUAUAGUGUCUAACAUAGAAACUUUACAGAUUUCCCGUGAAGAUGAAAGUAGAAAACCCGAAGAUACUGACAAAAAAGAGUCUAAACCCAAUUAUGAUAUAGAAUGCGGUCCUGAUACAUCGAGCUCUGAAACCUCUGCUAGUUCAGACUCUAGUAGCUCACGGAUCGAAAAAAAUGAUCCUUUCAGAGUAGAUUGGAAUGGCCCCACUGACCCUGAGAACCCACAAAAUUGGCCCCUACUGAAAAAAUCAUUGGUCGUAUUCCAAAUCAUGUUACUUACUUGCGUCACGUACAUGGGAUCCUCCAUUUAUACACCUGGGCAGGAAAAUAUUCAAGAAGAGUUCCACGUUGGUCAUGUGGUGGCAACUUUAAAUCUUUCUUUAUAUGUCCUUGGCUAUGGUCUGGGUCCCAUCAUAUUUUCACCGCUAUCAGAAAUUGCACGCUAUGGUCGUCUGAAUCUAUAUAUGGUAACUUUGUUUUUUUUUAUGAUCUUUCAAGUUGGUUGUGCUACUGUGCACAAUAUUGGCGGUUUAAUCGUUAUGCGUUUCAUCAGUGGUAUACUGUGCAGCCCGUCGUUGGCCACUGGUGGUGGUACAGUAGCAGAUAUCAUUUCACCAGAGAUGGUUCCUCUUGUUUUGGGCAUGUGGUCAGCCGGCGCUGUUGCUGCACCAGUCUUGGCUCCCCUACUAGGCGCUGCAAUGGUCGAUGCUAAGAAUUGGCGAUUUAUAUUUUGGCUACUAAUGUGGUUAAGUGCUGCUACUUUUACGUUGUUGGCAUUUUUCUUCCCUGAAACACAACACCAUAAUAUUUUGUACCGCCGUGCUUUAAAAUUGAGAAAAGAAACAGGUGAUGAGAGGUACUAUACUGAACAGGAUAAACUGGAUAGGGAAGUUGAUGCAAGGACUUUUUUGAUCAAUACUUUGUAUAGGCCUUUCAAAAUGAUUGUCAAGGAGCCCGCAAUAUUGGCUUUUGAUCUCUAUAUCGCUAUUGCUUACGGUUGUUUCUACUUAUUCUUUGAAGCUUUCCCUAUUGUAUUUACCGGUAUCUACCACUUCACCUUGGUUGAAGUAGGUUUGGCCUAUAUGGGGUUCUGCGUUGGCUGCGUGUUUGCGUAUGGCCUAUUUGGUAUUUUAAACAUGAAGAUUAUUGUACCACGUUUUAAAAAUGGCACGUUCACCCCGGAAGCUUUUUUAAUCGUGGCAAUGUGCGUCUGCUGGUGUCUGCCGCUGUCUUUAUUCUUGUUCGGUUGGACUGCUCGAGUUCAUUGGAUUUUGCCAGUUAUCUCGGAAGUUUUUUUUGUUUUGGCUGUCUUUAAUAUUUUCCAAGCUACUUUUGCAUAUUUAGCUACAUGCUAUCCAAAGUACGUUGCAUCCGUUUUUGCAGGCAAUAGUUUCUGUCGAGCCUCCUUUGCCUGUGCAUUUCCGUUAUUUGGUAAAGCAAUGUAUGACAAUUUAGCUACUAAGAACUAUCCGGUGGCAUGGGGUUCUUCCUUGGUGGGAUUUUUCACUUUAGGUUUAGCUAUUAUACCAUUCGUACUUUAUAAAUAUGGGCCGUCACUACGUGCAAAAUCUUCGUAUACAGACGAGUAG
Molecule: messenger RNA, 1647 nt
Organism: Saccharomyces paradoxus
Lineage: Eukaryota; Fungi; Ascomycota; Saccharomycetes; Saccharomycetales; Saccharomycetaceae
Gene: FLR1
Product: Flr1p
Exons: 1
Coding region: 1-1647 (548 amino acids)
Biological process (GO): xenobiotic detoxification by transmembrane export across the plasma membrane
Cellular component (GO): membrane
Molecular function (GO): xenobiotic transmembrane transporter activity; fluconazole transmembrane transporter activity
Source: RefSeq, a predicted model, not a curated record